Aspergillus uvarum CBS 121591 is the source of this 2169-nucleotide messenger RNA. RefSeq names its product Pkinase-domain-containing protein. The coding region runs from base 487 to 1878 and encodes 463 amino acids. The transcript has 2 exons. Gene Ontology annotation, molecular function: ATP binding; protein kinase activity. NCBI's taxonomy places the organism in Eukaryota, Fungi, Ascomycota, Eurotiomycetes, Eurotiales, Aspergillaceae. The record is from RefSeq and is a predicted model, not a curated record. Gene Ontology annotation, biological process: protein phosphorylation.
GCGCUGGAUCUUGAUGGAGAAGAUGGGGGAUGGCGCCUUUAGCAACGUCUAUCGCGCCAAGGACACCACCGGCGAGUUCAGUGAAGUCGCCAUCAAGGUGGUGCGCAAGUUUGAAAUGAACAGCAACCAGGUAGGACCGCAAGCUAUCUCCUUUACUCUUGUGCUAGUCGCUUCCUGCUUUUCUCUCUCGAUUGCUUUCUCUUGGUUUUGUCUUGUGUGCUCUGUCGUCUUUAAAUCAUUUGGCCAAUGUCUUUCUACUAGACUGCCGCUCAUCUGCAUCCGGGAAUCAGAAAGAAACCCAAAGCUACGGAGGUGCGCAAACACUAGAUAACAUCAUCCAUUCACCGGGCAUCCCUGUCUAUCGCUCACACCUGCUCUGCAACGUUCCGCUUCGCGUCGUUGGCUAUAGCUGGCACCCAUUGUGUGACUGAACCAGAGUGACUGACCUUGCUAUAGCGUGCCAACAUCCUGAAAGAAGUACAGAUCAUGCGCAAUCUCGAUCACCCCAACAUCGUCAAGCUGAUCAGUUUCUCCGAGUCGCGCCAAUACUACUAUAUCAUCCUCGAACUCUGCCCCGGUGGCGAGCUGUUCCAUCAAAUCGUGAGAUUGACCUACUUCAGUGAGGAGCUCAGUCGCCAUGUUAUUGUGCAGGUCGCCAAGGCAAUUGAGUAUCUCCACGAGACAUCCGGCGUUGUGCAUCGCGAUAUUAAACCCGAAAAUCUUCUCUUCUACCCCACAGAUUUCAUCCCGAGUAAGCACCCCAGACCUCGCCAGCCCGGUGACGAAGACAAGGUCGACGAGGGCGAGUUUAUUCCUGGUAAAGGUGCUGGUGGUAUCGGCUUGAUUAAGAUCGCCGACUUUGGGUUGUCUAAGGUUAUCUGGGAUAGCCAAACCAUGACGCCAUGUGGAACGGUCGGAUACACCGCCCCUGAGAUCGUUAAAGAUGAGCGGUACUCCAAGAGUGUCGAUAUGUGGGCUCUGGGUUGCGUUCUCUACACUCUCCUCUGUGGUUUUCCGCCGUUCUACGACGAGAGCAUCCAAAUCCUGACUGAAAAGGUCGCUCGUGGUCAAUACACCUUCCUAUCGCCCUGGUGGGACGAUAUUUCCAAGUCCGCCCAGGAUCUGAUCUCUCAUCUUCUGACGGUGGACCCGGAGAAGCGCUAUACCAUCAAGCAGUUCCUCGCCCAUCCCUGGAUCCGUGGCACCGAUGAGGCUACCGAAGCUGCUGCGGACGCUCCUCCACUUGCCACGCCUCUUACUACCCGUAAGCAGGGACAGCCCUUGGAUGCAUUUGCGGCCGACCAAGCGCCAUUCGCUCCGAUCAGUGCCCGCUUGGGCGACCAACCAUCGGCUGGUAUGGAACGCCCUAUGGACUUCCGUUCUCCCGGGGCGAUCAACUUGCGCGAGGUGUUCGAUGUUGGUUAUGCCGUGCACAGACAAGAAGAGGAGGGCAAACGUCGCAAGAACUUCCGUCAAGGUUACCGUGGGGCCAAUCCCUCGACGAACUUCAGGUCGGCGCUGAACCCUCUGAACGAAGACUACGAUGAGCCGGAUGAGGUCAACUAUCAACCCGUCCAGCGCGAAGAUUUUGCCCCUUCCAAGAUCCCCAAGUCUUCACAGCAGGCCGGUGAUGUUGCUGCCAUGGAGGCGAAGCUGCGAUCUACGAACUUGAGUGGUGCGCCCAGCCAUGCCGCUCAAGCACGACAAGCCCAUCAACACCGACAGCAACAAGGAUACGGGCAACACAGUGCCAAGGUGGCCGCCGCUGCAAGACAGAGCAUUGCCCGAGGCGCGCGGGAGCCCUUCGAGCUGAACCUUGAUAAUGCUACUCUCCUAGAGAAGCGCGGUCGACGCCAGCAGGACCAGCCUGUUGCUUAGUUUUCUUUCCAACGGUCCCAGGUCACGUCCUUAACGAAUCGAGACAGCCUUCGGGCUACGAAUUCCUAUUUUUAUGAGUUCAGUGCAUACGGUGACAAUGUUUCUCCUCUGGCUUGGUGAAUGGGAUUGAUUUCCUCUGGGUGGUUUAUAAUCAAUCGGUCGCAUUUCUCAGGGUGUUUUUUUUUCCAUUCUUCUCUUCUUUUCCAUUUAUGAUAAAACUUCUUGUGCGUGUUCUACCUCUUUGCGUUGAUAUUUUUCUAGUUCUCCCUUCCAUUUCCAUUCCAACCUACG